Messenger RNA from Spirodela intermedia, 1275 nucleotides. The record is from the annotation of a GenBank genome assembly. Lineage: Eukaryota; Viridiplantae; Streptophyta; Magnoliopsida; Alismatales; Araceae.
AUGGCCCCGGAGAAGCUGGAAAUAUUGGUGUCCAUGGACAGCUGGGUCGAGGAGAACAUCCUGCCGCUCCUGAGGCCCGUCGAGACGUCGUGGCAGCCGCAGGACUUCCUGCCGGAGGCCUCCGCAGAGGGAUUCUUCGACGGCGUCAGGGAGGUGCAGGAGAGGGCGAGGGAGAUCCCCGACGAGUUCUACGUGUGCCUGGUGGGGGACAUGGUGACGGAGGAAGCGCUGCCGACGUACCAGUCGAUGCUCAACAGCUUCGACGGGGUUAGGGAUGAGACAGGGUGCAGCCCGGUGCCGUGGGCGGUGUGGACGCGGGCAUGGACGGCGGAGGAGAACCGCCAUGGUGACCUCCUCAAUCGCUACCUCUAUCUCUGCGGGAGGGUUGACAUGCGUCAGGUGGAGAAGACCAUACAGUAUCUCAUCGGCGGAGGCAUGGUGAGCUACACACACUCUCUCUCUCUCUCUCUGUAGAUUAUGCAGACAUGCAUGAUGGAAAACGCGUGGGAUUUAGUAGUAAGGGGGGAUCGGUGGCGAAAGACGAUUAUAUGAAAAGCUGCAUCGAAUCACUUUAAAUGAAUUCUCGAAUAUAAAUGUCUAACUCCAUAACUAAUACCAUUUGAACCCAAAAGGUUAUCAGUCAAGCCAGGUACUUACCAGAGUAGUCACAGUUCCGUCCUCCGUGCUGAUCUUAGACAUCUUCCUUGCUCGUAGGUUCUACCCGUGGACAACAACCCAUACAUGGGCUUCGUCUACACGUCUUUCCAAGAGAGGGCCACCUUCAUCUCCCACGGCAACACGGCGAGGCACGCCAAGAAGCACGGUGACCUCACCCUGGCGAAGAUAUGCGGCACAAUCGCUGCCGACGAGAAGCGACACGAGAUGGCAUACUCGCGGAUCGUCGCCAAGCUUUUCGAGCUCGAUCCCGACGCAUCCAUGCAGGCCUUCGCCGCCAUGAUGAGGAAAAGAGUCAACAUGCCCGCCCAGCUCAUGUUCGAUGGGGAGGACCCCAAGCUCUUCGACAACUACGCCGCCGUCGCGCAGCGCACCGGUGUCUACACCGCCAAGGACUACGCUGACAUCGUCGAAUUCCUGGUGAAGGAGUGGAAGGUGGAGCAUGUGACCGGCCUGUCAGGGGAAGGGAGGGCGGCGCAGGAGUACCUAUGUAGCCUGGGGCCGAGGAUAAGGAAGGUGGAGGAGAGAGCGCAGGAGAGGGCCAAGCAGGCCUCUAUGGUGCCCUUCUCUUGGAUCUUCAACAAGGGUGUUCUAGCGUAG